UAAAGAUUGAAUCGUAUCACGUGACAGACAGUGAUCAGGAGCACAGGUGAGUCUCAAACCAAAAGUGUUUCAGAGACUUCUGGAUUCUGUUCCUGCAGGACAAGACCGUCUGUGCUGCUGAAGUCAUGCUGAGCAUCUGAUGGUCUUCAGCGACACAGAGAUACCAGAGCUGAGCUGUUUUCAGUGUCAGUUUAUCUGCAGUAAUGUCAGAGGAGCGAGGAAAGGACUCUCUCUCUAAGAUGAGUCUCUCAGAGGAACAGAGUGUAAGAUCAGACUCACAUGUGUCCAGCUCUGUGUCUAUGAAGAGUGACUGUUCAAAAGGUGAAGCACCAAAAUUCAGUGAGAGAAAACCAUCAACUAACAAAAGUGUAGGAUCAGACUCACAUGUGUCCAGCUCUGUGUCUGUGAAGAGUGACUGUUCAAAAGGUGAAGCACCAAAAUUCAGUGAGAGAAAACCAUCAACUAACAAAAGGCUUCAAUAUGAGACGUUAGACUCAGACGUUCAGAUUCACAGGAACCACGAGAGUUUCAAAGACAAUCUCCUAGAGAUCUUCCAGGAUCUUGAGAGCAAAAUAAUCACGUUUCUGAAGAAUGAACUAGAAAAGUUUAAGAAAAUAUUACAAAAAGAGAACACACAACACUUUGUGAAGGACUUUAAUGAGAAUAGAUGCAGUACCAAAGCAGCAGCUCUUGAUCUCACACUACAUUACCUGAGAGAGAUGAAGCAAGAUGAAGCUGCUGAUGCUCUAGAAGAUGAGCUGCUCUUCAUUCGUCAGCUAAAAUGUGGCCUAAAGAAGAAGUAUCAAUGUGUGUUUGAAGGAAUUGCGAAACAAGGUGACUCCACACUUCUGAAUAACAUCUACACAGAUCUCUAUAUCACUCAGGGUGGCAGUGAACAGGUCAAUACUGAACAUGAGGUCAGACAGAUUGAAGUUGCUUCCAGGCGUCAUGAAUCUCAAGAGAUACAGGUUAAAUGCACACAAUUGUUUGAAGCUCCUGAACAAGACAAGGAGAUCCGAACUGUACUGACAAAAGGAGUCGCUGGCAUCGGAAAAUCAGUCUCUGUGCAAAAGUUUGUUCUGGACUGGGCUGAAGGAAAAGAAAAUCAAGAUAUCCGCUUCAUAUUUCCUUUUCCAUUCAGAGAGAUUAACUUAAAGGAGAAAGAAAAACUAAGUUUGAUGGACCUUAUAACUCAGUUUUUCCCAGAGACAAAAGGACUGAACCUUACAAGAAGGAAUCAGUUCAAAGUCCUGUUCAUCCUUGAUGGAUUGGAUGAAUGUCGCCUUCCUCUGAAGUUUGAUUGUAAUGAGACGUGGCGUGAUGCAUCAUCACCAGCCUCUCUGGAUGUUCUCCUAACAAACCUCAUGAAGGGAAAUCUGCUUCCUUCUGCUCUCAUCUGGAUCACCACCAGACCAGCAGCUGCCAGUAAGAUUCCUCCUGACUGUAUCGACCGGCUGACAGAGAUACGAGGAUUCAGUGAUGCACAAAAGGAAGAGUACUUCAAGAAAAGAUUCACGGAUCAGAAUCAGGCCAAAACAAUCAUUGAUCAUGUUAAAAAAUCAAAGAGUCUCUUUAUCAUGUGCCACAUCCCAGUCUUCUGCUGGAUUUCAGCCACUGUUCUCCAGAACAUUCUGGAGGAGAAAAGAAAUAAUGAUGUGAAAAUCAAUCAGGCUGAUGAGAUCUCUAAAACACCUUGGAGAUCAAGUACUGAAGACACUCCCAAGACUCUGACACAAAUGUACACACACUUUCUCCGCUUUCAGAUCCAGCAGAGCCGCCGAAAGUAUGAUGGAGAAUACGCACCAGAUGUUUCCUGGGAUAAAGACGCCAUCCUUUCACUGGGGAAACUGGCACUUCAUCAGCUGGAAAGAAACAACGUGAUCUUCUAUGACACAGACCUGGAAGCUUGUGGUAUUGACGUCUAUAAGGCAUCAGUGUACUCAGGCAUGUGUACCCAGAUCUUUAAGGAGGAAACAGGGAUCACUCUUGGUACCAUGUACUGCUUUGUUCACUUGAGCAUUCAAGAGUUUAUUGCAGCCCUUUAUGAACAUCUGUUUCUAGACAUCAACAAGACAAGUGUGUUUGAUCACGAGUCUACAGAACAGGAAAACAAAAAUGAAACCUUGAUUGAUUUUCUCAAGACUGCAGUGGACAAGGCGCUUGAGAGUGAUAAUGGACACCUGGACCUUUUCCUUCGCUUCCUCCUCGGUCUGUCACUCCAGUCCAAUCGACGACUCUUACGAGGUCUGUUGACACAGCAAGACGACAAAGACCAGAGCAGCAAGGAAAUAGUUCAGUACAUCAAGCAGAAAUUAGAAGGUAAUCUGCCUGCAGAGAGAUCCAUCAAUCUGUUCUACUGUCUGAAUGAACUGAACGACCAAACUCUGGUGAAGGAGAUUCAGACCCACCUUAGCAAAGGAAGUCUCUCAUCUGGUGACCUUUCACCUGCCCAGUGGUCUGCUUUGGUCUUUGUGUUGUUGACAUCAGAGGAAGAGCUGGAGGAGUUUGAGCUUCAGAAAUUCAAGAAAUCAGACGAGUGUCUCAUUAGAUUAUCAGCAGUCAUCAAAACCUCCAGAAGAGCUCUGUUAAAUAAUUGUAACUUAACAGACAAAAGCUGUUCAGCUCUGGCUACAGUUCUUGGAUCAGAUACUAAUCUGAAAGAGCUGAACAUGAAUAAUAAUAACCUGCAGGAUUCAGGAGUGAAGCAGCUCUGCACUGGACUGACAAAUAUAAAGUGUGAAUUGGAGAUAUUGAGGUUAAGCUGCUGUGAUAUGACAGAUGAAGGUUGUUCUGCUCUGACUUCAGCUCUGAAAUCAAACCCAUCACACCUGAGAGAGCUGAACCUGAGUGUGAAUGAUCUAGGAGACUCUGGAGUGAAAAACCUCAGUGAUGUACUGAUGAACCCACAAUUCAAGCUGGAGAAACUAGAUCUGAGUUACUGCAGUAUUACAGAGGAACAGUGUGUCAUCCUGACUUCAGCUCUGAAAUCAAACCCGUCACACCUGAGAGAGCUGAACCUGAGCGGGAAUAUAAUAAACAACACAGGAGUGAAGCACUUAUGUGACGUACUGAAGGAUUCACACUGUAAACUGGAGAGAUGUAAAAUUAGUCUGAAUAGAUGCAGUAUUACAGGAAACAGAGUCUCAUCCUGA
This is a messenger RNA of Ctenopharyngodon idella (grass carp), 3152 nucleotides long. Its product is annotated as NACHT, LRR and PYD domains-containing protein 3-like. Lineage: Eukaryota; Metazoa; Chordata; Actinopteri; Cypriniformes; Xenocyprididae. Bases 204 to 3152 code for a protein of 982 amino acids. The record is from RefSeq and is a predicted model, not a curated record. The transcript is spliced from 12 exons. Gene Ontology annotation, molecular function: protein binding.